AUGACUGAGCAAAAGACUUCCACUUUUGGCAUAUGUGGCCGGAUGUUUACCAUUGCCCAUGAUCUUGGCUACUACAGAUCCGUUGCAGUCACAGGUAUUUACUCUUCCAGCUUGUGGAAGGUUGAUCUUGAGAAAAAAUUGGACGCGAGCGUGCAAGCUACCAUUCGAGAACAUCCGGCGCUCUGUUACGGUCUGUCUAAUCAGACUAACGAUGACGGCCAAACUAUUUUCGCAAGCUUCAAGGAAGUUUAUCGCGAUGAUCUAAUCGAAUCGAUCGAUCAUUCCUCUGAAGCGUCAAGCGAGGAGAUAUCAGAGUCAGCGGCGGACAACGUACUUCGUGAACGCCUAGAAAAAGCGCACACCAGUUUUUGGCCUGUUGGGAAGCCUGCCUGGAGAAUGAUCGUUAUUCACCAUCCUACUGAAAGUUCUCUUUCUGGUGAGGCUGUCCAGGGUGGUUCGGAAGCACUCGAAGAGCGCAGAUUUGAUAUUGCCUUUGUUUUUCAUCACGCCAUAGCCGAUGGGCUCAGCGGCUUGGCAUUUCAGAAUACAAUCAUGAAGCAUUUUUCACUGAUAUCUGACGCAUCUUCAGACGUGAAAUGGCCGUUGGUUAUCGACUGGGAUGUCUCACCACCCAAUUUAGUGGAGGAACGCAUCGACUUAAAGAAUCCGCAGAGGUCGGAGAGUGAACAGCCUCCGACACCUGGUAAUCAACCAGCAUGGCCUGGAGAUGUAAUAUCUCUACCGCCAGGGGACGGAUAUCGAUCCAGGGUUCACAUGGGAAUAGUACCACCCGAAACCUUGAGUUUAUCGCUCAAAUUUUGCAAGAGCCAGGGCAUUACAUUGACAGGGUAUCUUCAUGGUCUCAUCUGCGUAUUCUUGAGCAGAGAGAUCACGGAAGCGCCCGGUUUUCGCUUGGUCACGCCAUAUUCGUUGCGUCAAUUCACCAAGACCAGCGCACAUGAUAUUGCAUUUCACGCGGCAUCUAUGGCGAUGUAUGUUCCUGAAUCUGAUAUCGUCGCGAUACGGAAGACGCAGCCUCAGUCUUCGGAGGAGAUGGAACAUGUUAUCAAAAUCGCGAGAGGUUUUAGCGCGUCAAUGGCGCGGGAUAUGGCCGCCUCUGCUUAUAUUGAUGAGCUACGCGAAGUUCCAGAUGCAAUCGAGUUUCGCAAGUCGGCCUUGGGGAUAUUGGGUAAGCGAAGGACCAAAAGCUACGAAAUAUCCAAUCUCGGGGUUGGACAGAAUCCAAGCACUGGUCCAGAUGCGAAGCCCAUGGUGCUCCGACGUCUGAUGAUGACUCAAAGCGGUUCUGUAACUGGUCAUGCCUUCUCAGUGAAUUGUGCUUCGGUCAGGGGCGGUCCUCUAACACUUUCAAUAACAUGGUCUAAUGGUGUGGUGGAAGAUCAACUUAUUAAGUCGCUUUCUUUGUACUUAAACCAAGCUAUGGGGAGGCUUUCCACGGGUGAAUAA
Messenger RNA from Clonostachys byssicola, 1467 nucleotides. Lineage: Eukaryota; Fungi; Ascomycota; Sordariomycetes; Hypocreales; Bionectriaceae. The record is from the annotation of a GenBank genome assembly.